GGUGAGUUGAAAGGUGAAAAAAGAAAGUGAAUUGAGAUAAAUGUCUGCGAAAGUUACAUAAAUUGUAUCAUUUCAACUUGCUUCAACUUGAACAUUGGCAUCAUUUCUGUCUUUGGCUCAAUCGUCUUCUUGGCAGAUAAUAUUUUUUCAUUUCUCCCCUUCCAUCGUCAUCUUGUUCAUAGUGAUGACCUUAGCAUUAACAAAAGUGCUGUGCUAGUGGUUACAUGAUAAUAAAGUUUCUCAACAACAUCAGUGUAAAUUUUUUAUCACCAAUCAUUGACUUGAACAAUUUCUAUUUUCUUUGUCUAUUUGUGUUACCAUCUACUUAUUGUUGAUCGAGAAAAACAUAAUUGUCCAUUGUUCAACCCUUUACCUUGGACACAAUGUUGAUGGUCAAAACAAUUCUAGUCUGCUGUUUAUUUUUCAUAUCUCUGUUCACUUUGUCUCAUGCUUCAUCUUGGAAUUGGUUUUGGUGGAAUGAAAAGGAUGCCAAUUUCAAUCCAUCCAAUACAGUGAAUGAUGUACCCAAAAGUCCAAUUAUUCUUGUUCCAGGUGACGGUGGAAGCCAAUUGGAAGCUCAAGUUGAUAAGCCAGAAGUGGUUCAUUACAUAUGCCAACAAAAGACGAGCGAAUAUUUCACUUUAUGGUUAAAUUUAGCUGAUCUAGUCCCUUAUGUAAUUGAUUGCUGGGUGGAUAAUAUGAGAUUGUUAUACGAUCCUGAAACUAGGAAAACUCACAACCCGCCAGGGGUUUCGAUUCGGGUCCCAGGAUUUGGUAAUACAUCGACAGUUGAAUAUGUUGAUCCAAGUCAAGUUUCCCUCGCAGGUUAUUUUAAUGUCCUUGUAGCCGAAAUGGUUAAAAUUGGUUAUCAAAGAGGCAUCAAUAUCCGUGGUGCUCCUUAUGACUUCCGUAAAUCCCCACUUGAAUUGGACGAUUUUUACAAAAAUUUCAAAUCACUGGUUGAAGAAACGUAUACCAUUAACGGUGGACGAAAAGUUAUGAUCGUCUGCCAUUCCCUCGGUUGUCCAACAAUGUUAUAUUUUCUGAAUCGUCAAAAAUUCUAUUGGAAAAAUAAAUACGUCAAAAGUUUUGUCACAUUAGCUGGUGCAUGGGGUGGAGCAGUAAAGGCACUUAAAGCAUAUGCUUCAGGUGAUAAUUUUGGCGUUAUUACUAUAACAGCAUUGACCAUUCGAAAAGAAGAAAGAACAUUCCCAAGUUUAGCUUAUUUACUUCCAAGUGACAAAUUUUGGGCUCCUCAUCAAACUUUGUUAUCGACAGGACGCAAAAACUAUACUGUAGCAGACUAUCAGCAAUUUUUCAACGAUAUCAAUUAUCCUAUUGGUUAUGAAAUGUGGAAAGACACCAAAGAGUUGACCCAAUCUAUGGACUCCCCUGAAGUCACAGUUCAUUGUUUACAUGGUGUUGGUUUGAAAACUAUGAGCUCCUUACGUUAUAGUUAUGAGAAUUUUCCAAAUCAUGAUCCUCUGGCAGAAUCAAGUGAUGGAGAUGGAACAGUUAAUCUUGCAAGUUUGAGAGGUUGUCUAAGAAUGCAGCAACAACAAUUAAAACCAGUUCAUUAUACCACUUUCAAAGGUGUAGAUCAUAUGGCAAUAAUGUCGGAUCCGAAUGUUAUUCAAUACUUGAAACGGAUAUCUAUUUAUAAUCCUAAUGAGGAACAGUCAAGUUGGUGGGAAACAAUCUGGGGUGGACUGAAUCAAUUCUAUGAUAAAAUUCGCCAUCCUUAAAAGUUUUGGUUCCAUACUAAAAAACAGGCUGAAAGAAUCGACGAUUUACCUCCGCAGAAAUAAACUCAUGAGAAACAAAUAAAAUAAUUUAAGUACUCAAAGUAAAUUUGAUUCCUUAUUUAAAUUUAAAUUAAUUUAAACUAAAGUCAAUUACAAAUUUUAUAAAAUAAAUGUCAAACAUUGAAAUAAAAAUUGAAAACUAAAAUUAA
Molecule: messenger RNA, 1954 nt
Organism: Tetranychus urticae (two-spotted spider mite)
Lineage: Eukaryota; Metazoa; Arthropoda; Arachnida; Trombidiformes; Tetranychidae
Product: lysosomal phospholipase A and acyltransferase
Biological process (GO): lipid metabolic process
Source: RefSeq, a predicted model, not a curated record